ACGAGGAGCCUAGUAAAGAGAUUUGUUCUCGGGUCUUUGAUGUUAAACGAUUUCUCCGUCGCGAGACCUGCUCUUUCCGUCACGUAGUUCAGCAGAUACAAUCGGAGUGAACCACAAGAGCCUGUAUGUUUGAGUAAACGUGUUUAAGUGGACUUUGUGUAAUUUUUCGGUACGUUUUGUCACAGACUCCUCUCUGUUAUCUAAGAAUGCUAACUUAAGUUAGCUUAGCGUGUUAGCUGAAAAAUAGACGGGGACGGAACUCGACCACACAGCGCUAGUCAGAGUGACUAUUCAAUAGAAACUAAACUGUAUUAUUCAUGGACUCACUAUGUCCAGAUAACGGUGUUUGAAUGGACUCUGUCUUAUUUUAUGUACUUGAAACCAUACAAAUUAUCCUCUCGUAUAUUGCGAAGCUAAUGAAGUUAGCUUGCUAGCUGACCAUAGACAAGACACGAACAUAACCAGGAAUACAUCGGGGUGUUUCAACGGGGUGUGUCAGGAGGAAAAGCUGCUGUGAUUUAUUAAAAAUGGAGGAGCUUGAGUUUAGUACAAACGAGAAUCUCAGACAGCGGAAACUAACUGGUGCUGUUUUCAACUCUGACGACCGAUUAAACGGACCAGACAUCCAGCAGCUGUUGGUGGUGGUUAAAGAAGAGGUUCCCCAUGAGCAGCAGGAGUGGUGCUUCAGUCUGGACCAGGAUGAACCAGAGCCCCCACACAUUAAAGAGGAACAGGAAGAACUCUGGAGCAGUCAGGAGGGAGAGCAGCUUCAAGGGCUGGAGGAGGCUGAUGUCAAGUUCACAUUCACUCCUGUCCCUGUGAAGAGUGAAGAUGAUGAUGAAGAGAGUGCUCAGUCCUCACAGCUUCAUCAAAGACAAACUGAGGAGAACAGAGAGGCAGAGCAUUUGAAAACAGAAACUGAUGGGGAGGACUGCGGGGGAUCAGAACAAGCCAGGAUCUUAGAUCCAGAUAGUCCUGAUGAGGAGACUUCACAGUCUGAGACUGAGACUGAUGACAGUAGAGAUUGGGAGGAGACACGGGAACCACAGUCAGGAUUAAACUUGCUGCAAAACAGUGAGGUACCUGUUAGUGCUGUGGAAUGCAAUACUGAAAAAAUAUCAGUUAGUUCCUCUAAAUGUGCUGAAAGGUUUGACCACAAGGGACAUCUGCAGAAACACACUGGAAUCAAAACAGGGGAAAAACCAUUUAGUUGCUUUGUCUGUGGCAAAACAUUCUCUAGAAAGUAUUACUUAACAACUCAUAUGAGACUUCAUUCAGGAGAAAAACGAUUCAGCUGCUCAGUUUGUAAACUUAAAAUCAAUUGCCGAAGCAAUUUCGUUAAACACAUGAGAAUCCAUACUGGGGAGAAACCAUUUAGUUGUUCCCAGUGUGGUAAAAGAUUCACAGAAAUGGCCCACCUGAGACAACACUUGAAUGUCCACACAGGGGAGAAACCAUUUAAUUGUCCAUUUUGUAGUGUAAGAUUCGCUGCCCAGGGUAAUCUGAGACGACACAUGACUGUCCACACAGGGGAGAAACCAUUCAGUUGUUCAGUUUGUGGCAAAACAUUUGCACAUAAAGGAGACAUGAGAAGACACUUGCUUGUCCACACAGGGGAGAAACCAUUUAUUUGUUCAAUUUGUAGUAAAGGUUUCACACAAAGUAGAGAUUUGAGACGACACUCUACUGUCCACACAGGGGAGAAACCAUUUAGUUGUUCAGUUUGUGGUAAAAGUUUCACACAAAAGGGAACUCUGAAACUACACUUGACUGCUCACACAGGGGAGAAACAAUUUAGUUGUAGCGUUUGCAAAAAAAGAUUCGCCCGGCUCUAUAAUGUCAAAAGACAUAAGUGUGUUGGUGAGAGCAGCAGUAAUAAGUGAAGUCGACGAAAUGUUUCUUGAGCCAUUAUUUUUUCCAGCAGCACUAAGUACAGAGGGAAAGACUCGGUUCAGCACUGAUCAACUAAAAACUGUCAGACUUGAGGCUGAUACAGUCUAAAAAUUGAGUCUUUUCAGCAAAGAUGAAGCCACACAACCACUUGAAUUAGGGAUGUCCUGAUCACGUUUUAUUUGCCCCCGAUCCCAAUUCGAGUCAGCAUUGUCAUGUUGUAGCCUUGUUAUAAUUUGUUUUUCAAUAAAAAAAUUAAUUGUAUGGCCUUAA
Molecule: messenger RNA, 2163 nt
Organism: Epinephelus lanceolatus (giant grouper)
Lineage: Eukaryota; Metazoa; Chordata; Actinopteri; Perciformes; Serranidae
Biological process (GO): regulation of gene expression
Cellular component (GO): nucleus
Source: RefSeq, a predicted model, not a curated record